AGUGAGACUUCCUCUUCCACAGGACAUCACUGUCUCUGAUGUCCAUCCAAAAUAAAUGCCCAUAAGUACACUUAGAAAUCAUAAAGACAGACGCUGCAGAACCUGCCUGACAGUGCCUGAGUUUAGGUUCACAGAGAACAUGACGUCAUUGCAGACACGAGCUGCUCGCACGUCAUUCGGCUCAUUGUCCGUGGACACACUUUGAACACAUGGAGACUAAACGACGGGUAAAGACUUCAUGUCCCCUGCAUGAGACUGAUCAGUGUGGAGGGGCUUUAGGACCAUGAGGAGGAAAUCUGCAGCCACACACACACACACACACACACACACACACCUCCUCUGUAUUCAGUACACAUGCCUCCUCCUCCUUCUCUUCAUCUCUUCUCUGCAGGAGAACCAUCCUCCGGUCAGACGGACACCUGCCUGCCCGCCUGUCUCUCCUCUCUCUUGGCUCCUUCUCUCUCGGAGCACCGGACCAUCACAGCGGGACUCCAGGCUCCUGUACGCCGCUAAGAGCGCUCGGAGGGCGGCAGGAGGACAGAGGAGGGGUCGGUGUGAAGCCUGGAUGCAGGGUCUCAUGUCUCACCUUGGGAGGAGAGUUCAGCUGCGAUGCCUGACCUCUGACCUCUGACCCCUCUGAGAGACACCUCUGAGGAGGAGGAGGAGGAGGAGGAGGAGGAGAAGCAACCAGCAAAGGCUCCCAGCAGGGAUGGAGGGAGAAGAGGAGGACGGUCGAGCAGAAGAGACUGAGACCUCCUCCAAACUGGGGAGAGCUUCACCAAGAGGAGGAGGACGAGGAGGAGGAGGAGAAGAAGCUGGAGGUGGAGGAGAAGGAGGAGCUGGAGAUGGAGGAGAAGGUGGAGCUGGAGGUCAUGGAGGAGGAGGUGGAGGAGGAGGAGCUGGAGGUGGAGGAGGAGGAGAAGGUGGAGCUGGAGGUGGAGGAGGAGAAGACACCUGCAGACAAAAUGGCCUCAUCAACACCCACAGACUGGGGGCGGAGCCUCGGGAGGCGCUGCUGUUGGUGUACUCAGCUCCUCAGUAUCAGGGUCAUGUGGUGGUGAACACUCCGCAGGAGAGGAGCAGCGCAGGAGGGAGAGGGGGAGGAGGAGGUGGGGCUCCUCCUCAGCUCCUCAACCCCAGCGCUCUCCUCCCCCACCAGACGCUGUCGGACCCCCGCCUCAGGCCCGCCCCCGGCCUCCUCCUGUGUCCAGAGAGCGUUCUGCGGGCGUGGGGGGAGGCGGGAGGAGGAGACUGCUGCGAGACCACCUUCAUCGAGGGGCUCGGCCCCGACGCCUCCUCCUCAGCUGCUGCUGCCUGCUCCUCCAUGAAGGAGGCGCUGCUGUUCGCUGACAGGAAGUUUCUGGACUUCUCUGGAGAGGACGCAAAGAUUCACACGCUGUCGUACGACAUCGACGAUGAUGAUGAGUUCCAGGAGCUCGAGAGUGAUUACUCCAGCGAAUCAGAGAGUGAGGAUGCCUUCCUGUUGAUGCCUCCCAGAGAUCACCUGGGCCUCAGUGUCUUCUCCAUGCUCUGCUGCUUCUGGCCGCUCGGCAUCGCCGCCUUCUACCUGUCACACGAGACCAACAAGGCGGUGUCUAAAGGAGACUUCCACCUGGCGAGUUCCAGUUCGAGGCGGGCUCUCUUCCUGGCCGUGCUGUCCAUCACCAUCGGGACAGGUAUCUACGUGGGCGUGGCUGUGGCGCUCAUCGCCUACCUCUCCAAGAACCACCACUGGUAAACCUUGCUGUCAGGGAGGAAAAAUUACCCAUCAGGCACCAGGAAUGUGUUUGGGGUCUUCACCUGGAGUCUCAGGUGAGUGUUUCCACGGCAGGUCGGCCCGUGGCAACGAGCUGGAGGACAACUUCCUGUUUGCAGAUGCAGAGACACUUGUGUUUCUACACGGUGACGUCUGGAUGAAGCUCAACGGGUCGACUGUUUGUCAGGUGUUUUUCAGGACUGGAACCUGAAACCUUUAAACCAAUUAGACGGCAGGAUCUUUGACCAGACAAGACGCCACAAACACAGUUUGUUUGUCAAUCUUGGAUCCAGCUUGAGUCGACGGACAUUUCCUGUGACUUUUUUCUUUUCAUUCAGAUUUUGAUGUGAUUUUAACUUUAAACAGAUAAAAAUAUUUCACAGCUUCAUGUUUUUAUUUAUUUUUCUCUGAAUGUGACAAAAACUGCAAAAAUACACACUGAAAUCAUCUCCGCUGUCCGCAGACUUAUUUCAGCACGCUCUGAAGUGAGUUACUCUCAGAAUUACUAGUUACCUUCAUUUGAAAGUAAUAAGUUACUUUACAGAAUCACUCUCUGUGUAGAGUAAUCAGUUACUUAUUAAACAAAUGUUGAGGAUACAACAAACAGAAUGGCGUGCAAGUCAGGCACUAUGACGAGCACAGAUUAAAACGCCAGAGCUGAAAGACCCACCUGCUGGUUCCCUGCGUGCCGGUCAGCUAAAGCAGCACCGCAGAGAGAGUUAUAAGAGAGUUUAAUUAAUAAAAUAAGAUAAAUAAAUAAAAAUAAAAAUAUAUAAAGUCCAGUUCAGACCAAAGAUUGGCGUCAAGAUGAAACCGUUUUAGAAUGUUGCAGAGAAAAGUAGCAGCAGUGUGAGCUCGACUCAACAACCACCAACUUUCACCCAGGAGGCCGGUGUUCACUUCCUGUAAGACUGUAACGCCAAACCCUGUUCUCUUUUCCUAAACCCAAUCGCAUGUGUGUGUGUGUGUGUGUGUAUGCUCAACGUUAAAUACGGAUCCGGAUACAGACGGAGCCUUCUGUCCGUGCUCUGUGUUCAUUUCGUCCGUAUUUUUGCACGUUUCCAUAAAGCUUACGGAUACGGACCAAACGGAGCAGUACCACUGGGAACCGUGGGGGCAGUGUUGCUGUCACUACCCGAUACGUAGCUCUAGUGAGACACGAAGAAGAAAUAACAAUUCAGUUUCUCUCAUCGGCAGCACUAGAGAAAAGAAUUCUCCGUCCUCCAGUCACGAUUUUUUUUUUUUUUUUUUUUAAAGAUAUUUUUUUGGGCAUUUUUAAGCCUUUAAUCGAUAGGACAGAUGAGCGUGAAGGGGGGAAAGAGAGGGAGUGACAUGCAGCAAAGGGC
Epinephelus fuscoguttatus (brown-marbled grouper) is the source of this 3102-nucleotide messenger RNA. RefSeq names its product synapse differentiation-inducing gene protein 1. NCBI's taxonomy places the organism in Eukaryota, Metazoa, Chordata, Actinopteri, Perciformes, Serranidae. The record is from RefSeq and is a predicted model, not a curated record. Gene Ontology annotation, biological process: synaptic vesicle clustering; positive regulation of synapse assembly. The coding region runs from base 710 to 1738 and encodes 342 amino acids. Gene Ontology annotation, cellular component: synaptic vesicle membrane; postsynaptic density membrane; excitatory synapse. The transcript is spliced from 4 exons.